Salvelinus sp. IW2-2015 is the source of this 6016-nucleotide messenger RNA. RefSeq names its product potassium channel subfamily K member 13-like. Gene Ontology annotation, biological process: stabilization of membrane potential; potassium ion transmembrane transport. Lineage: Eukaryota; Metazoa; Chordata; Actinopteri; Salmoniformes; Salmonidae. Gene Ontology annotation, molecular function: outward rectifier potassium channel activity; potassium ion leak channel activity. Gene Ontology annotation, cellular component: plasma membrane. The coding region runs from base 688 to 1974 and encodes 428 amino acids. The transcript is spliced from 4 exons. The record is from RefSeq and is a predicted model, not a curated record.
UUGACUAUAACAGCCUUGGGUUUUCCUUGGGUUUAGACAGAGUACACCAUUUGAAGACAAGUUCUAUUCAAUGUGAGCCAUUCGAAAGMACCUUCUUAACGCGCUCGGUGAGGGGCGUAUUUUGAGACGAAGUGAGGUUGCGCRUUGAACGCAGCGUUGUAAACUAUUUUGCUAUCCAGCCCCAGCCAAAGGUUUGUGGAUUUUAUUUUUUCGUUUGCACACCUGCUCAAAUCCACUUUUCAACUGUGCGCCUUUUUGGUUAACACCAUUUGAACUCUAUUAACAGAGAGGUGAAAAUGGGAUUAUUUAUUUUGGACAAGCGYGGAAAGGUAAAGGAUAACGCCAUAUGUUUAUUGUAACGGAUAAUAAUAACGGACAUUUGGACUUGAUGGCCAAAGAGCCUUGACAACUGUUGAUGGUUACUGUUGUGUUUGUUCUUCGAUGCAUUUUCACAAUGACAGGUGACCAGCUGUUGAAUCUCCGAGGAAAACUCUCCUCAUUUUCUCUCUGGCUAUCUCUGCUCUCUAUCCCCGCAGCCUUCGACUCUAUUUCACCAGAGUUUCUAUCCUGAACCUGUUUGUGAUUUUUUCAAACAUUACGAUGGAUAAUGAGGAGUGUGUGAUUUGUUACAUAAUAAAACGAUGCGGCGCGUUCCCAGCACCUGUUGAACAGUGACAAGCCUACAUUAUGGCCUGCCGGAGCGGCUGCUGUUGUGGCUUCGGUCCCUUCAAYGAGGAUAAYGCCAGGUUCCUAAUGUUAGCGGUGUUUAUAAUCCUAUACCUCCUCUGCGGUGCCGCUGUCUUUUCAGCACUGGAACAGCCGAUGGAAGCAGAGGCGAAGGACCGCUGGGCGCAGCGUUUUGAACAGUUUAGCCAAAAGAAUAACCUGAGCAAAAAAGAGCUGGACAACUUCUUGAGGAACUACGAGGAGGCGAACUUGGCCGGGAUUCGCGUGGACACUAUCAGACCUCGGUGGGACUUUACCGGCGCGUUCUACUUCGUGGGGACUGUGGUCUCGACCAUAGGGUUUGGAAUGACCACGCCAGCGACCAUCAGCGGUAAGAUCUUCCUCAUCUUCUACGGCCUGAUCGGCUGUGCCUCCACCAUCUUGUUCUUCAACCUCUUCCUAGAGCGCGUCAUCACCGUCAUCGCCUUCGUCCUCAAGUCCUGCCACGAGCGUCGCCACCUUCGCAAGGCCGUGCUUCCUCAAAAUGGCCGCCGACGCCUCUCUGAGGGCAGCGGUGGAGGCGGCAGGGGCGGAAGAGGCGGSAGGGGAGAGGGGCUGGCUGGGUGGAAGCCCUCGGUGUACUGUGUGAUGUUGAUCCUGGGCGCCGCCGCCAUCUUGGUAUCCUGCUGUGCCUCGGCCAUGUACUCUGCUGUAGAAGGCUGGGGCUACCUGGAUUCUCUGUACUACUGCUUCGUAGCGUUCAGCACCAUUGGGUUUGGGGACAUGGUGAGCAGCCAGAUGUUUGCAUACGACGAGGGGAAUGAGAACCAGACGGCGUACCGGGUGGGUAACUUCCUGUUUAUUCUGACAGGAGUUUGCUGUAUCUACUCCCUGUUCAACGUCAUCUCCAUCGUCAUCAAACAGGUGCUGAACUGGCUGCUGAGGAGGCUGGAGGUGCCAUGUCGCUGCCCAGGGAGGGGGGGCCAYCAACCGCACACCAGACACCCCCGCAGGAACGUGGUAGUGCCCGGACACCUGAGGGCCAGGCGGGACCUGUCCAUCGAGACGGACGCGGUGAACGACAGCGAGGCGGACGGACGGAGGAUGUCUGGAGAGAUGAUCUCCAUGAAAGACUUCCUGGCUGCCAAUAAGGUGAACCUGGCCAUCAUGCAGAAGCAGCUGUCAGAGAUGGCUAACGGUCACCCUCGCCAGUCAGGCUCCAGCUCCCGCCACAAUGGCUUCUCCGGAGGGGUGGGCGCCCUGGGCAUCAUGAACAACCGCCUGGCGGAGACCAGCGUGGACAGAUAGGCCUACACCUAUGUAUACAUAUAAGUCAGACUGAUUGACUGGCCAGAGAGACAGUCACAAGAAAUCAGGACUUCCUCUAAAAAUACAUUGGUUUUAAUUGAACAAAUAGAGAAAUGUACAAUACCCCAGCCCAACUCAAWUCCAGGAGAAUAAUUGACCCCAUGGACUAAAGCCUGGCCAGACCACAUCAGUUCAGAAUAUGUCACGUACACCCCGCACAUCCAAUCAAGCUGCGAAGGGGAAGGAAGUGCAGUGGCAUUCAGUGUGCAGAAAGUUAGCUGUUUCAUAACUGUAGAGACAAUGAAAUACAGUACGUCUGCCCUACUUAAUCAAGCUGUCCGUCGCAGGAGAAUAAUUGACCUGAAGUACCAACCUAUACCGCGACGAGGUUCCAUUGUAAGAGAACUCUGCCUGCCGCCACCCAUUCUUCUCUGAUGCAUGCUGGUUCAUCAGGCAGUGUCUGUGUGCCUGUGUGCAUGAGUGUGUUUGUGUGYGCGUCUCCUUCACCCACAUCUGGAUCAUGACCAACUGUAGCUACUGCUGGAAUCUGGUGGUUACGGUUACCGAGGCAGUUUCCAUGGUGACACUACAGAAUACAGAAAGCUACCCAGAGACAUUGUAGCUGAGUGGUUUCAAACUACCCUAUGGUAUUCUUCAUAUCACYAGCGAAUAACAGCUAGCCAACAAACUGCUCAUCACCACGACUACAAACAGCCUACACUGUCAUCUUGAUCAAGAAGACCCACCGCUCGCCUGCUUUUCAGAGAAAACACCUAAAGGGGAAAUGGCCUUCUAAGAAAAAUACUGAAUUUCCACUGUGUGUAAGAAACCGCAACCGAUCUAUAAGGGGAGACAGCCUUAUGAAAGGCAGGCAAGACUUUUAGAGACAGCUGAAUGUGGCAAACAGAAACACUGUCUAAAUAUCAUGCUUCUGUCUGAGUGGUUAUGGCUACAGACUUGUUAUGUUCAUCAGCUGUGAUGGGUUUUCUAUUGCACUGCUUCCUCUAUCUUGUUAUCUGUUAUGUUUGAGACAUAGUGCAAUGGACAAUAACACCCAGCACAGCAGCACCAUUACAAACUAAUGGAUAUCUAUUUAUUCUAACCAAAAUGAAAAACAGAAUUCUAUUCUUUAGAGAUUCCAAUUUAGAGCGUAUUAUCCGAGGGCUGUUAUCUUGCUGUUUCACCACACUAUGUUGAAGCACCAUGAGGCAGCAGCAUACGGACUCGAACAAUGAAGUAUCACUCUCUUGUUCAUAUCUAUCUGGACCUGGCUAGCAUGCUCAUAUUAAUGCUAUGGAAAAAACAAGCCUCUCUCUAGGUUAUUUCAGGGCCCUUUUUCUCAUUCUUUCCAUGACAGAGGUGUUAUGUUCUCGUUCUAUUCUGAAACUGGAACGAGAGAAAGAGAGAGACAAGUGAGAAAGGGAUUUGUGGGAGAAAAAAAAAAUGGCCGGUUGGGUGAAAGAAAAAACGGAGAAGUAGAAACAGACAGAUCUGUGAAAAGGAGAGCCAGUUUGGGUGAGAGAAAGCAGUAAUGAGCAGAGAGAGAGAGAGAGAGAGAGAGAAGAGAGAGGAGCAGAACUGUUCAGAUCAGAGUCUACAUUAUGCAUUGGGUUGGAGCAGGGGCGACAUACGCCUCUUCACACGCCUUGUUGAACGCACCGAAGAAGAUGCUCAAAUUAUAUAUGGUGCUAGUGAGACAGACUCCUACAGAUUUACGUCACAGCGAGCUUUAGUGCUGAAUGUCUCAAUACCUAGCUAGUUAUUCCAAAAAAGCUGUAGAGAAAAGAAAAAGCCAAUUUAUCAUGUCUUCCCUGUUACCUCUAAUAACACACUACAGUGGAGAAGCAGUAUAACGAGUGUGGCGGUCUGAAUACAGCAUAGCCCACAGUAUGAGUCAGCAAAUUAAUGUGACUUGAUAUUUUUCUACCAAGUGGUGAUCUAAUUUCAUGUCACGAUUUGAAACGGUGGUACAGUAUAUUAUUGAGAAAAUGAUACAACUCUGCUACUUAUUGUCACUAGAAGAUUGUUUUUGCUACUUUGUAAUUUCAUCCAUUUUGAAACAACCAAUGUAUCAUUGGGUGACUAUACUGUUGACAAAGAAAUUACAACUAACUGUAGAGUAAUGACAAGAAUGUGACAAAAAAAUAUGGAUACGCCUGAAAUUAUCUUGUCUGGUGGUCUUGUUUGUAUGUCGUUCUGUUGGGACUAACUUUAUCACAGAGAGAACAGUAGUUGGCUAGCCUCUACCAGGCUUUCACCAACAUGAGCGAGACCUGGGAGCCGAGGCUAGUAGUUGGCUAGCCUCUACCAGGCUUUCACCAACAUGAGCGAGACCUGGGAGCCGAGGCUAGUAGUUGGCUAGCCUCUACCAGGCUUUCACCAACAUGAGCGAGCCCUGGGAGCCGAGGCUAGUAGUUGGCUAGCCUCUACCAGGCUUUCACCAACAUGAGCGAGACCUGGGAACCGAGGCUAGUAGUUGGCUAAUGUCCCUCAGGAGGGAGGCAGAAAGAGGGUGAGGGAGCCUCUUCACCGCUGCCUAUCAAACAGGAGGUGUGAGAAGAGAAAGUGACUCACUGCGUUAUUCAAAGCUCCUGUCAAAUCACAUGUAGUCAUAAUGGCUCUUUGUGGAGUUCCUAGCUGUAGUUGAGUGUUAAUAAGUGGCUGCCCACUCACUAUUCCCUUUAUGCCCAUUCCCAAUAACACUGCCGCCACACUGGAUAAACACAUAUAGCUAACAUAAAUAGAGAUGACUUGAGAUAUGACGAAAWAGAGAUGAGGUGUUGAAAAGCUAGAGUCUGGAGAUGUUCUUCCUAUUAAGGYCAUGGGGUUGUGAAACUAAUGUCCCUGCACGUGUAACAACAAGAAAGUUAAAAGGUGUUGACAUGCUAGAGCUAGAUAGGCUAUUUGGAGUCUGAUGUGGUUUUAAUACUUGUCCGGGGUAGACAAACUCUUACAAAGGCUCUUGAAUUAGACCAGACAGAUGCACAUGAGGUGAUGACUGGCGUACAAAGACUGGCUUAUUUAUUCGAUUAGUAAAACCUCAGUCAUUAUGUGAAUAGGAGUAAAUUGCUGCAACAAUAAGURUAUCAAUCACAAUCCUAUUAUGAAGCGUGUGUGAAUGAGGGUGAGCGCAGAGAGCUGAGAGAAAAGGUGGGAGUUGUGCAUUAUCUCAWUGGCUUAUGAGAGCUCCCAUGCGGCUAUUGGGUAGAAGUGAAUUAGGAUACAGUAUGAUUAACAUACUGUAUCUGUGAGUCAUCAUCUAAAUUCAAUGCAUAGGCCUAGUCGAGUAAAUAAAGUCACAUCCGGCUUUCACUCCAAAUCAAGGCCUGGCAAAGAAACAAAAGAAUAAUCAGAUAUUCAGCUUCUAAACAUUUAAUCCACUUUUUUGUUAUAUUAUGUGCCAAGAUGAAGUCAUAAAUCAGUAUAAUAGAUURGGGGUCAAAGCCAAAAAACAUGAAGUUGAUCAAUCCCUAUCGAGAGAGGAGCUCAUUUUUUGUUUAUGACAGUAAAACAUUCUUAUGGCUAUAACAUUUGUUAGCACCUUCAAUUCUUGCACAUUUUAUCAUAAAAAUGUWUAUUUCAACACCGAACUGCUAAACUUGGAACCAAUCAGAACUCCUGUACAUACCYCUUGUGAUGAAUGCAGCCAAUGGCCUGCUUCUAAGAUGUAAACAGAGCCUGGUGAAAACUCAAGCUGCUGUCUGUCUGUGUGUGAUGAGCUCCCAAAGACUGAAAUAAGAUAAAUAUGUUUUCGAGUGCACUUGAAAUAUGCAGCAUGCAAUAUGAAUUGUCUUGAUCGUACGAAGACGCAACUCCGUUGACCAUUUAGCCAAUUUAUUGAAAGCUAGCCAAUGUUAGUUUGACUAGCCUAGCCAGCUACUGUAAAUGUCAAUUUGCCUGCUCAGGAGGCUAGUGUUUCAUUAGCUAUCUCUGUCAGUGAAUCACAUUUUCGAACCAUGUUUUGGCAUGAUUAUUUGUCUCGUUUCAAGUAACUAGCUGCAGGCUUAAAGAAACAUUAAAUCAUAUACUUUGCAAACCCAAA